CGAGACCGGAGCGAUGGGGCGACGAAGGUCGCGCUGGGCGGCGAGCGCUCUGGCUGUCGGUUUGCACGCGGCGUACGGAUUGCGAGGCGAGUCCGAGGCCGUUGCGCCGGAGCACUACAUCGGCGACCACGAAGUAAUCUGGUCCUGGGGCUCCAGCGUCGGCGAGCGCGGUACGGCGCAGCCCGACAACUGGAUGAGCGUGACACAUGAUCAACUGCUCUACACCAACCCCAACAUCACCAAGCUGACCAUUGCCAACGUCGAGCUCUCGGUGCUACCACGGUACUCGCUGCCACCGCAGCUCACAGACGUCAUGAUUGCCAACUGCGAUCUGACAACCUUGCCACAUGACAUUGGCGCCAUGACCGCGCUACGGCAACUCGACAUUUCCAACAACCAAAUUGUCUCGAUCGCCAAGAAGCCAUCGACCAUCACAUACACCAACCUCGUUGCCGUGAAUGCCAAGAACAACAACUUGACGACGUUCAACCUCUCGGCGCCCAACCUCAGCCGUCUCGACUUGACGGGUAAUGCGCUGUCGGCGAUACCCAACUGCAUCUAUGGCAUGCUCGACCUCGCCGAGCUCUACCUCGCAAGCAAUUCGAUCCCGGUGCCCGUCCGCAUCACGUACAACGAGUUUGAAUUUCUCUCGGCGCUCGACUAUUUUGAUGUGGACGCGCCGCCCGGUGGUGCGGCCGACUGCGGCGACGACCAAGCGCACUCACUCAAAGGCAAUAUCGUCUGCGUCACAUCGACGGUCGGGCCGCCGCUGCCCACGUCGGCACCAACAGCCUCUGGCUUUUGGAGCUACUCGACGCUCAGCUGGUUCCUCCUCGUCUCGGGGAUUAUUGAAGCCAUUGUCGGCGUUUUUGUUUGCUUUGUGUACAAGCGUCGGCGCACCUACUCGCGCGGCGUGCAGUACACGUCGAGCCACUCGUCGGGCGAGCGCGAGCGCCUUCUCUCGGUCGAGCAGGUCAUCUACGCCAGCAUGGAGUCGCUCGCAAUGUCGCCGCUCACGACGCGCUUUGAACACAACGUUCCGCGCCUCGAGUGCGACGCUAUUUCGAUGGAGAAGCGAUUGGCCCAAGGCGGCUACGGCGAGGUUUGGCUCGGCCAUUACCACGCGUCGGUCGUCGCCAUCAAGAUCUUAUUGCCCGAGAAGCGCAGUCAGAGCGACAUUGCGGCCUUUCUGCGCGAGAUUACACUGCUCGCGAGCUUGGACCACCCACGAAUCGUGCGCUGCAUUGGCGCGGCGUGGCCAAAGUCGAAGCGCGACAUGAUGCUACUGACCGAGUACGUGGCCGGCGGCGACCUCCGCGCGCUUCUCGACUUGGACCCGAACAUGAAGUGGCCGUCGACCAAAGUGCGCUACGCGCUGCACAUUGCCGAGGCCCUCGAGUACCUCCACAGCCUUGAUAUGGUUCAUCGCGACAUCAAGGCCAAGAACGUGCUCGUGGACCCGAGCGAGAAUGGUGCCAAGGUGUGCGACUUUGGCGUCGCGCUGCAGCUACACCCGACGGUCGAGGACACGGUGGACGUGACAAGCCACGGCUUUGGCACGUCGCGCUGGAUGGCGCCCGAGGUGCUCACGGGCGACGCGUACACCAAGGCGGCCGACAUUUACGCCUUUGGCAUUGUCCUUUCGGAGCUCGACUCGCACCAGAUUCCGUUUGCAAACGAGCGCACAGCGUCGGGCAACGACCUCACCAACCUCGCAAUCUUACAGCGCGUCGUCAACGGCCAGCUCAAGCCCAAAUUUGGCGCGUCGUGUCCACCCGGCCUCGUUGCUCUCGCCGACUUGUGCUUGCACCCAAACCCCAAGGCCCGGCCCGCGGCCCACGCCGUCGUCGCGACCCUCACGGCACUGCUUUGUAGCGUAUGAACCCAGUUUUGCAAGCGUUUGAAUGGAAGUUGAGAAAACCA
Saprolegnia diclina VS20 is the source of this 1923-nucleotide messenger RNA. Its product is annotated as TKL protein kinase. Bases 14 to 1882 code for a protein of 622 amino acids. The transcript has 8 exons. Gene Ontology annotation, molecular function: protein binding; ATP binding; protein kinase activity. The record is from RefSeq and is a predicted model, not a curated record. Gene Ontology annotation, biological process: protein phosphorylation. Lineage: Eukaryota; Oomycota; Saprolegniomycetes; Saprolegniales; Saprolegniaceae.